AUGAGGCCCAGUCAGGGCGGGGCCAAGUCCAGGCAGGGCAAUGUGAUUGUGUGCAGCGGUUGAUGUCACCCUGGCUCAGCUUCACAGCUCUGUGUUCUCCUCUCAGCCGCUAAACGCUUCGUUAGCCUUUAACAAGACUGCAGCGCCUGCUGCCUCCAAACACUUCCAUCUCUCUCAAAUCCAAUUUUAUUUGUCACAUACACGUGUUUAGCAGAUGUUAUUGCGGGUGUAGCGAAAUGCUUGUGCUUCAAGCUCUGACAGUGCAGUAAUAUCUAACAAGUAAUAUCUAACAAUUUCACAACAUAUAUAUAUAUAUAUAUAUAUAUAUAUAUAUAUAUAUAUAUAUAUAUAUAUAUAUAUCCAAUACACACAAAUCUAAGUAAGGAAUGGAAUUUACGAAUAUAUACAUAUAUGUACAAGCAAUGACAGAGCGGCAUGGACUAAGAUACAGUAGAAUAUUACCGUAUAUACAUAUGAGUAGUGUAAGAUAUGUAAACAUUAUUAAAGUGACUAGUGUUCCAUUUCUUAAAGUGGCCAGUGAUUUCAAUAGGUAGCAGCAGCCUCUCUAAUGUGCUAGUGAUGGCUAUUUAACAGUCUGAUGGCCUUGCGAUAGAAGCUGUUUUUCAUUCUCUCAGUCCCAGCCUUCUGGAUGAUAGCGGGGUGAACAGGCAGUGGCUCGGGUGGUAGUUGUCCUUGAUUAUCUUUUUGGUCUUCCUGUGACAUCGGGUGCUGUAGGUGUCCUGGAGGGCGGAUAGGUUUCCCCCGGUAAUGCGUUCGGCAGACCGCACCACCCUCUGGAGAGCCCUGCGGUUGCGGGCGGUGCAGUUGCCGUACCAGGCGGUGAUACAGCCCGACAGGAUGCUCUCAAUGGUGCAUCUGUAAAAAUUUGUGAGGGUUUUAGGUGACCUCUCUUGUCCGCUUUCUAGCUUUCUCUCUCCUCCUGUGCUGUUUCUCUGAGCUCUCUCCCUCUGUCCCAGACCCUCUCUUUCCCUAUUUCUCUUUACCUCUGACUGUAUCUUUAUCUCUUUCUCUCCCUGAUAUCUAGCUUAUUUCCUCUGUCAGUGCUCAGAUUCAGACACUGUUGGUAGUAUUUGUGAUUCUGAGCACUUCUAAAGGCCUCUAACAGAGUAGAGGGAGGGAUGUGAGGGGGUAGAGGCUUUUUGGAUAGGUGCCCUCCUCUUGGACAGCCAUCUUGAAUGGGGCUCAUUGAACCUCCCUGUCACCCCUGAAUGGUCCUUUCAGGCCUCCAAACUAGCAAGUCGAGACCACCUAACCUUCCUGGGGGAAAGAACUGGGCCAGGUCCAGGGCAUUUAGACUUCUGUAUUACACACAUACACAGACAGAGAGACAUACAGUUGAAGUUGGAAGUUUACAUACACCUUAGCCAAAUACAUUUAAACUCAGUUUUUCACAAUUCCUGACAUUUAAUCCUAGUAAAAAUUCCCUGUCUUAGGUAAGUUAGGAUCACCACUUUAUUUUAAGAAUGUGAAAUGUCAGAAUAAUAGUAGAGAAUGAUUUAUUUCAGCUUUUAUUUAUUUCAUCACAUUCCCAGUGGGUCAGAAGUUUACAUACACUCAAUUAGUAUUUGGUAGCAUUGCCUUUAAAUUGUUUACUUUGGGUCAAACAUUUCGAGAAGCCUUCCACAAGGCUUUGCGUUAUCUUGGCCAGGUCGCAGUUGUAAAUGAGAACUUGUUCUCAACUGGCUUACCUGGUUAAAUAAAGGUGAAAUAAAAAUAAAAUAAACAAGCUUUCCACAAUAAAUUGGGUGAAUUUUGGCCCAUUGCGCCUGACAGAGCUGGUGUAACUGAGUCAGGUUUGUAGGCCUCCUUGCUCGCACACUCUUUUUCAGUUCUGCCCACACCAUUUUCUAUAGGAUUGAGGUCAGGGCUUUGUGAUGGCCACUCCAAUACCUUGACUUUGUUGUCCUUAAGCCAUUUUGCCACAACUUUGGAAGUAUGCUUGGGGUCAUUGUCCAUUUGGAAGAUCCAUUUGCGACCAAGCUUUAACUUCCUGACUGAUGUCUUGAGAUGUUGCUUCAAUAUUUCCACAUAAUCUUCCUUCCUCAUGAUGACAUCUAUUUUGUGAAGUGCACCAGUCCCUCCUGCAGCAAAGCACCCCCACAGCAUGAUGCUGCCACCCCCGUGCUUCACGGUUGGGAUGGUGUUCUUCGGCUUGCAAGCCGUCCCCUUUUUCCUCCAAACAUAAUGAUGGUCAUUAUGGCCAAACAGUUCUAUUUUUGUUUCAUCAGACCAGAGGACAUUUCUCCAAAAAGUAUGAUCUUUGUCCCCAUGUGCAGUUGCAAACCGUAGUCUGUCUUUUUUAUGGCGGUUUUGGAGCAGUGGCUUCUUCCUUGCUGAGCGGGCUUUCAGGUUAUGUCGAUAUAAGACUUGUUUUACUGUGGAUAUAGAUACUUUUGUACCUGUUUCCUCCAGCUUCUUCACAAGGUCCUUUGCUGUUGUUCUGGGAUUGAUUUGCGCUUUUUGCACCAAAGUACGUUCAUCUCUAGGAGACAGAACGCGUCUCCUUCCUGAGCGGUAUGACGGCUGAGUGGUCCCAUGGUGUUUAUACUUGCAUACUAUUGUUUGUAUAGAUGAACGUGGUACCUUCAGGCGUUUGGAAAUUGCUCCCAAGGAUGAACCAGACUUGUGGAGGUCUACCAUUUUUUUCCUGCGGUCUUGGCUGAUUUCUUUUGAUUUUCCCAUGAUGUCAAGCAAAUGGCACUGAGUUUGAAGGUAGGCCUUGAAAUACAUCCACAGGUACACCUCCAAUUGACUCAAAUGAUGUCAAUUAGCCUAUCAGAAGCUUCUAAAGCCAUGACAUAAUUUUCUGGAAUUUUCCAAGCUGUUUAAAGGCACAGUCAACUUAGUGUAUGUAAACUUCUGACCCACUGGAAUUGUGAUACAGUGAAUUAUAAGUAAAAUAAUCUGUCUGUAAACAAUUGUAGGAAAAAUUACUUGUGUCAUGCACAAACUAGAUGUCCUAACCGACUUGCCGAAACUAUAGUUUGUUAACAAUACAUUUGUGGAGUGCUUUUAUGUGCAAAUAUUGAUACAAUAACCAUCAUAUCGAAGUAAAAUUGGAGUCAGGAUGACAUGUUGUGUGGUCCUCCCACUACGACUCUGGGAAAGUAUGCCGUUUAUAAGGCUACAGAUGAAAUAAGUUAUGAUGAACUUCACAGAGUGGUGAAGUGCAAGGUGAUAAGCUUGAUGCUCCUUUCCAAUAAAUAUCGAGGGUCGUAUUCUGGUGACUUGAUGAUUAAUGCUUGGCUGCCGUUUGACAAAUAAAACAUCUUGUUCUUUUACAUUUACUUCAUUUAGCAGACACUCUUAUCCAGAGCGACUUACAAAUUGGUGCAUUCAACUUAUGAUAGCCAGUGUGUCUCCGGAAGGUGGUCAGUGACUCCGCUGUCCUGGCGUCGUGGGGGAGCUUGUUCCACCAUUGGGGUGCCAGAGCAGCGCAAAGCUUUGACUGGGCUGAGCGGGAACUGUGCUUCCGUAGAGGUAGGGGAGCUAGCAGGCCAGAGGUGGAUGAACGUAGUGCCCUCGUUUGGGUGUAGGGUCUGAUCAGAGCCUGAAGGUAAGGAGGUGCCGUUCCCUUCACAGCUCCGUAGGCAAGCACAAUGGUCUUGUAGCAGAUGCGAGCCUCAACUGGAAGCCAGUGGAGUGUGCAGAGGAGCUGGGUGACAUGAGAGAACUUGGGAAGGUUGAACACCAGACAGGCUGCAGCAUUCUGGAUAAGUUGUAGGGGUGGGGCACAGGCAGGGAGCCCAGCCAACAGCAAGUUGCAGUAAUCCAGACGGGAGAUGACAAGUGCCUGGAUUAGAACCUGUGCCACUUUCUGUGUGAGGUAGGGUCGUACUCUGCGAAUGUCAUGAACCUGCAGGAUCGUGUUGUCCAGGGUCACGCCAAGGUUCUUUGCACUCUGGGAGGAGGACACAAUGGAGUUGUCAACCGUGAUGGCGAGAUCAUGGAGCGGGCAGUCCUUCCCCGGGAGGAAGAGCAGCUCCAUCUUGCCGAGGUUCAGCUUGAGGUGGUGAUCCGACAUCCACACUGAUAUGUCUGCUAGACAUGCAGAGAUGCGAUUCGCCACCUGGUUAUCAGAAGUGGGAAAGGAUCAAAUUAAUUGUGUGUUGGCUGCGUAGCAAUGAUAGGAUAGACCAUGUGAGGAUAUGACAGAGCCAAGUGACUUGGUGUAUAGAAAGAAUAGGAGAGGGCCUAGAACUGAGCCUUGGGGGACACCAGUGGUGAGAGAACGUGGUGCGGAGACAGAUUCUCGCCACGCCACCUGGUAGGAGCGACCUGUCAGGUAGGUCGCAAUCCAAGAGUGAGCAGCGCCAGAGAUGCCCAACUCGGGGAGAAGGAGGAUCUGAUGGUUCACAGUAUCAAAGGCAGCGGAUAGGUCUAGAAGGAUAAGAGCAGAGGAAAGAGAGUUAGCUUUAGCAGUGCAGAGAGCCUCCGUGACACAGAGAAGAGCAGUCUCAGUUGAAUGACCAGUGUUGAAACCUGACUGGUUUGGAUCAAGAAGGUCAUUCUGAGAGAGAUAGCAGGAGAGUUGGCUAGAGACGGCACGCUCAAGAGUUUUGGAGAGAAAAGAAAGAAGGGAUACUGGUCUGUAGUUGUUGACAUCGGAGGGAUCGAGUGUAGGUUUUUUGAGGAGGGGUGCAACUCUCACUCUCUUGAAGACUGAAGGGACAUGGCCAGCGGUCAAGGAUGAGUUGAUGAGCGAGGUGAGGUAAGGGAGAAGGUAUCCAGAAAUGGUGUGGAGAAGAGAGGAGGGAAUAGGGUCAAGCGGGCAGGUUGUUGGGCUGCCGGCCGUCACAAGUCGCAAGAUUUCAUCUGGAGAGAGAGAGGGGAGAAAGAAGUCAAAGCAUAAGGUAGGGCAGUGUGAGCAGGACCAGCGGUGUCAUUUGACUUAAUAAAUUAGGAUCGGAUGUCGUCAACCUUCUUUUCAAAAUGGUUGACGAAGUCAUCCACAGAGAGGGAGGGGGAGGAGGAGGAGGAUUCAGCAGGGAGGAGAAGGUGGCAAAGAGCUUCCUAGGGUUAGAGGCAGAGGCUUGAAAUUUAGUGGUAGAAAGUGGCUUUAGCAGCAGAAAUAGAGGAAGAGAAUGUAGAGAGGAGGUAGUGAAAAGAUGACAGGUCCGCAGGGAGUCUAGUUUUCCUCCAUUUCCGCUCGGCUGCCCGGAGCCCUCUUCUGUGAGCUUGCAAUGAGUCGUCAAGCCACGGAGCAGGAGGGGAGGACCGAACAGGCUGGGAGGAUAGGGGACAUAGAGAGUCAAAAGAUGCAGAAAGGGAGGAGAGGAGGGUUGAGGAGGCAGAAUCAGGAGAUCGGAGGGAGAAGGAUUUAGCAGAGGGAAGAGAUGAUAGGAUGGAAGAGGAGAGCGUAGCGGGAAAGAGAGAGCGAAGGUUGCGACGGCACAUUACCAUCUGAGUAGAAGCAGAGUGAGUAGUGUUGGAGGAGAGAAAAGGAUACAAAGUAGUGGUCGGAGACUUGGAGGGGAGUUGCAGUGAGAUUAGUAGAAGAACAGCAUCUAGUAAAGAUGAGGUCAAGCGUAUUGCUUGCCUUGUGAGUAGGGGGGGAUGGUGAGAGGGUGAGGUCAAAAGAGGAAAGGAGUGGAAAGAAGGAGGCAGAGAGAAAUGAGUCAAAGGCAGAUGUAGGGAGGUUAAAGUCACCCAGAACUGUGAGGGGUGAGCCAUCCUCAGGAAGGAACUUAUCAAGGCGUCAAGCUCAUUGAUGAACUCUUCAAGGGAACCUGGAGGGCGAUAAAUGACAAGGAUGUUAAGCUUGAAUGGGCUAGUGACUGUGACAGCAUGGAAUUCAAAUGAGGAGAUAGACAGAUGGGUCAGGGGAAAAAGAGAGAAUGUCCACUUGGGAGAGAUGAGGAUUCCUGUGCCACCGCCGCGCUGACCAGAUGCUCUCGAGGUAUGCGAGAACACAUGGUCAGACGAGGAAAGAGCAGUAGGAGUAGCAGUGUUUUCUGUGGUAAUCCAUGUUUCCGUCAGCGCCAUGAAGUCGAGGGACUGGAGGGUAGCAUAGGCUGAGAUGAACUCUGCCUUGUUGGCUGCAGAACGGCAGUUCCAGAGGCUGCCGGAGACCUGGAACUCCACGUGGGUCGUGCGCGCAGGGACCACCAGAUUAGAGUGGUGGCAGCCACGCGGUGUGAAGCGUUUUUAUGGCCUGUGCAGAGAGGAGAGAACAGGGAUAGACAGACACAUAGUUGACAGGCUACAGAAAAAGGCUACAAUAAUGCAAAGGAGAUCGGAAUGAAAUGAACUAAACAUCUGGGAAAGCGAGAGAGCGGGGCCUCCCUCACUUAUGUUUCACUGAAACACUCAAAUAUAACUCUCCCAACUUCCACUUUAGAAAUUAUAAUUGUUUUAAACUACAGCGGUUCAAUGUUUUCUUGGAAUAGACUAACUUAGUUUAUUCAGCUAGCUAACUUGGUACAGUAUUCUUCUGUGAAAACUGUCCAGGGCAUAAUAAUCUCAUCAUGUAGGCUAUCCUACCUGCACUGUAUCUGGGAGCUGUUGGCUAGAGCGCACGUGCCAAGACCGGAGUGGGCACAUUCACUAUAUAACGAUUUUUUUUUUGACAAAACCAUCAGUAGAAUUUACAUGGGAAUUUAACCGCAAAAGUUAUUUUUAUGUGCAUUACGUCAUCACGCACAGCCUUUUAUCUGCAUCAAGUCAAUUUGAUGGAAACACAUCACUGGUGCUAAAUGCGCAUAAAAUCAAUAUGCGCAUUUACCACCAGGGAUGUGUUUCCAACAAAUGGACUUGUUGCAGAGAAAAGGCUGUGCGUGAUGACAUAGUGCACAUAAAAAUAACUUUUGCGGUUUCUCGCAUAAUUCAUUUUAGAAUAUUCGCAUUAAAAUCUGUUAUCAAUUAGAUGGAAACCUAGCUAUUGAUGCACAUUUAGUUUAUUCCUUGUAUUGGGAAUGCAGUUCACUUAUCUCUUUCUUGUUUCUGCCUGCUCCCAUAACAAGUAUGGGAGCAGGCAGAAUUAUAUUAUUAUUUAUUAUUAUUAUUACAAGUAGGCCUACACACUUUUCUUCCUUUGGUUUCCAUAGUAAAUGGUGUCUGUUUUGGGCCAAGCUUCUUUUCGGUACAUCGUUUGAGUCUCUUUCUCGGUUAGAGAGCAACUGAGAUAAUUAAUGUCCGUGAGAGUGGUGAGUGAGGCACUCUCUGACUUGGAGGAAGGAGAUUAUUCACUGAGUGAGUGAUGAAAUGCUAGCUGUGAGUGAGGGUGUUAGGGUCUGUCUGAAAGUGUUUUUCUACCCAGGUCAGGGUGGUUUAUUGGAUGGUUUAUUCCUGAUUCCCUCGUGUGGUGAGUGACCCAUAUGGACCCAUCACUACUACCCCUCGCUGUGCUCUUGUCCCUAGUGGCUCUGGUCCACAAUUACAGUUCUCUGGGAUUUGAAAAAUGAAUGUGCUUCUGAGUGGUGCUCAAUUAUGCUUGAGUCCUGAUGUUUUGGACAUAGCCUGAACUCUCCAUCUCUUUCUCUCCCUCUCCAGGGUGUACCCCAGCUGGCCUGUGCCAAGGCCCUGUACAACUACGAUGGAAAGGAACCUGGGGACCUCAAGUUCAGUAAGGGUGACAUCAUCAUCCUGCGACGCCAGGUGGAUGAGAAUUGGUACCAUGGAGAGAUGGGCGGAGUCCACGGCUUCUUCCCCACCAACUUUGUCCAGAUCAUCAAGCCGCUGCCGCAGCCCCCGCCACAGUGCAAGGCCCUCUACGACUUUGAGCUGAAAGACAAGGAGGCAGACAAGGACUGCCUGCCCUUCACUAAGGUGAGUUAUAGACGACUGUACAGGCCAUAGCCCUACCACAUAGGACAUUGUCGCUAAAGCUGGAACUAGAGAUUCUAGCAAGAGUUUUAAUUACAACCUAUACUGUUUUUUCUAAACUGUGAUUUUGGAGCAUCUAACAACUGUUGAUUGUAAAAGCUCUGUGGCUUAACCCUGACCAAACCUCAGAGUGAAACUGUUCCUGUCUGUCUCUGCAGACGUGUCCUGCUGAUGCAAGACAUUUUUCCUCCUAGUGUAGAGGACCAGUUAUCCACUCGCACACCUAGAACUAGACGGCUACUGUACCAUUGCUAAAUUACUACAUUUCUGGAUCUAUUCUAAUCUACUCAAAGGGUCAUUAUUUUGGCUUUUAUAAGCGGUCUGCUGUUUUUAAAAAUGCCUUAUGAGCAAAAACUGAAACAAACGAACGUGCUUAUCUUGUUCCUUUCUUAACAGGAUCCAGUGUACUUUAUUACUCAAAUAAUGUUGCCUUACUGUGGGCACUUCCGUGAGUUUUAAUAAAACAUGCUCUCUCUCUCAGCCUCAUUAUUCUUCUAUCCUGGGUGUUUGUUCCUAGAAGAUCUGAAACUGCUAGUUAGCAGCAUGGUAACAAACUCUGCAUCUUUUCUCUUCUAGGAUGAUAUUCUGACUGUGAUUCGCAGAGUGGACGAAAACUGGGCAGAGGGAAUGCUGGGGGAUAAAAUUGGAAUCUUCCCCAUAUCAUAUGUUGAGGUAAGCGAAAAUGUUUGUCCAAGUCUUAACAACCGGAGUGUCCCUGAUAUGUCCAGGCAAGCAUUUUACCUCAGGUUAGAGGUUGGAAAAUGCUGAGUAUGUUAGUGCUAUCUUUUUUUGUUGCCUUGUUAGACAUCUUGCAAAAUGUGCACAUUAGUGCCCUCUCUGCUCUCCCCUGUUGCUUCACCUCUGAAAACAGUCGCAAUAUAUUUGUACUAAACAUACCAUUAUAUUGUCUGGUCAUUGUUUACCUUCUCAGCAGCUCUCCAUAUUCCCAUAUGCCCCUUAAAUACAGCUAGUGUUUGCUCUAAUAAGCUUUAGCAAUCUUUAGCUUGACAUCCUGAGGUAAUUCACCGUUGUCCUAUAAAAGCCUCUAUGAUCACUGCUGUUUUAGGAGUGAACUGUCUGCUGGGAGGACAAACCUUACCUGUGUAAUAGACCUGGGCUCGGUUUCCCGAGAGCUAUGUAAUUUAGGCUUACGAGUGUUUUUAACGAUGCAUCUAUCCUACAACGACCAAAUAUGUAACAUGCGUUUCCCAAAACACCACACAGAGAAGAACGUUCGCUAAGGGCUUGUUGAGGUGUGUCGAUACUGAUAGGAUCGAAAGAAAGAGCGCUGCUCUCGGAGCAGUUUUCUCCAUUCAAAUAUUACCUUAACAUUAUAACUAUUCCAUAAUACUGACGACGGUUCAGCUCCUAGAAAGUUAUUAUCAUGACUGCACAUAUUGAGGCGGCUUAUUCUAAUGCUUACACUGAUGCACUAAAAUCAAGAUUUGGCACAUCAGUGCGCACAUUACACAUCAUGAAAUAUAUUGAGGCAAAAAUUACCGACAGUAGCCUACAAUUAGCUAAAUACAACUCAAUUGAAUGAACAUGAAAUGGAUUAAAAUAUUAUUUAAUUGUAUAGGCCUGUAGCCUAUACUCUAGGUAGGCUAUUUAUAUUUUAAUGCGGUGAUCUCGGUUUUCAUUUGAAGCAUCUUUUUAUCCUUCACUUGUUUGUAACUCAUGGGGCGGCGCACAAUUGGCCCAGCGUCAUCCAGGGUAGGGGAGGGAAUGGCCGGCAGGGAUGUAGCUCAGUUGGUAGAGUAUGGCGUUUGCAACGCCAGGGUUGUGGGUUCGAUUCCCACGGGGGGCCAGUAUGAAAAUAUAAAUAAAAAAAAUGUAUGCACUCACUAACUGUAAGUCGCUCUGGAUAAGAGCGUCUGCUAAAUGACUAAAAUGUAAUAUAAAAAUGUAAAAUGUAACAAUUGCAAAGACAUUGGCAACUUUGUAUUUUUAGUCAACUUUGUUGUGAAGUUAUCGGUGGUCACAGAGAAACAUCUUGAUUGUAUGUUUAGCGGAUGUCUGUGUAUAAAGUGACGCGGUAGGGAAACAUCUAACUGCACACGUAGCUGUUCUACGAGUGGUCUGAGGCACACGUUAGAUUACGAGCGUUUUCAAGUGCAAUGGUUAACGGUACGCGUAUUUGUACCCAACCGUUUGGUCCACACUGUGAAUCCGAAUGAAUACAUAACAAAAAUAAUAUAUAUAUAUAACACUAACCCUAUAGGCUAUGCCUACGCUGCGUUGUAGGCCUAUGCCUCUUGAGUAAAUCUGAGCUGGAAUAAAUAAACAACUAGAGCCUAUGCGCACGUUGUAAUCAAAAUUCAAAUCUUAAUUGCCGUAUUUCAAACUGUCUUUUUGUAAUGCGCAGCUGGGAACUAGUUCUGUAUGAUGGCAAGUGGUGAGGUCGAUAAACCAGAAUUGGAGGAUCCUCCAUCAUUGUUUAAAUCUCCAGUUUGGGAACAUUUUGGCUUCCCAGUAGAUUACAACGGCCAUGUACAGAGUUGUGGAUAAAACGUUAACAGUAUGUUGCCAUGCUCAACGAGAAUAGCCUAUGCAGCUGCCAACACCUCAAAUAUGUUCAAAUCAAAGUUUAUUGGUCACAUACGUGUUUAGCAGAUGUUAUUGCGGGUGUAGCGAAAUGCUUGUGUUUCUAGCUCCAACAGUGCAGUAAUAUCUAACAAGUAAUAUCUAACAAAUACACACAAAUCUAAAGUAAAGGAAUGGAAUUAAGAAUAUAUAAAUAUUUGGACGAGCAAUGUCAGAGCGGCAUAGACUAAGAUACAGUAGAAUAGUAUAGAAUACAGAAUAUACAUAUGAGAUGAGUAAUGCAAAAUAUGUAAACAUUAAAGUGACUAGUGUUCCAUUAUUAAAGUGGCCAGUGAUUUCAAGUCUAUGUACAGUGGGGAAAAAAAGUAUUUAGUCAGCCACCAAUUGUGCAAGUUCUCCCACUUAAAAAGAUGAGAGAGGCCUGUAAUUUUCAUCAUAGGUACACGUCAACUAUGACAGACAAAUUGAGAAGAAAAUAAUCCAGAAAAUCACAUUGUAGGAUUUUUAAUGAAUUUAUUUGCAAAUUAUGGUGGAAAAUAAGUAUUUGGUCACCUACAAACAAGCAAGAUUUCUGGCUCUCACAGACCUGUAACUUCUUCUUUAAGAGGCUCCUCUGUCCUCCACUCGUUACCUGUAUUAAUGGCACCUGUUUGAACUUGUUAUCAGUAUAAAAGACACCUGUCCACAACCUCAAACAGUCACACUCCAAACUCCACUAUGGCCAAGACCAAAGAGCUGUCAAAGGACACCAGAAACAAAAUUGUAGACCUGCACCAGGCUGGGAAGACUGAAUCUGCAAUAGGUAAGCAGCUUGGUUUGAAGAAAUCAACUGUGGGAGCAAUUAUUAGGAAAUGGAAGACAUACAAGACCACUGAUAAUCUCCCUCGAUCUGGGGCUCCACGCAAGAUCUCACCCCGUGGGGUCAAAAUGAUCACAAGAACGGUGAGCAAAAAUUCCAGAACCACACGGGGGGACCUAGUGAAUGACCUGCAGAGAGCUGGGACCAAAGUAACAAAGCCUACCAUCAGUAACACACUACGCCGCCAGGGACUCAAAUCCUGCAGUGCCUGACGUGUCCCCUUGCUUAAGCCAGUACAUGUCCAGGCCCGUCUGAAGUUUGCUAGAGUGCAUUUGGAUGAUCCAGAAGAGGAUUGUUUGGAGGACAAAGAAUGCUGAGUUGCAUCCAAAGAACACCAUACCUACUGUGAAGCAUGGGGGUGGAAACAUCAUGCUUUGGGGAAGUUUUUCUGCAAAGGGACCAGGACGACUGAUCCGUGUAAAGGAAAGAAUGAAUGGGGCCAUGUAUCGUGAGAUUUUGAGUGAAAACCUCCUUCCAUCAGCAAGGGCAUUGAAGAUGAAACGUGGCUGGGUCUUACAGCAUGACAAUGAUCCCAAACACACCGCCCGGGCAACGAAGGAGUGGCUUCGUAAGAAGCAUUUCAAGGUCCUGGAGUGGCCUAGCCAGUCUCCAGAUCUCAACCCCAUAGAAAAUCUUUGGAGGGAGUUGAAAGUCAGUGUUGCCCAGCGACAGCCCCAAAACAUCACUGCUCUAGAGGAGAUCUGCAUGGAGGAAUGGGCCAAAAUACCAGCAACAGUGUGUGAAAACCUUACAGAAAACGUUUGACGUGUGUCAUUGCCAACAAAGGGUAUAUAACAAAGUAUUGAGAAACGUUUGUAAUUGACCAAAUACUUAUUUUCCACCAUAAUUUGCAAAUACAUUCAUUAAAAAUCCUACAAUGUGAUUUUCUGGAUUUUCUCAUUUUGGCUGUCAUAGUUGACGUGUACCUAUGAUGAAAAUUACAGGCCUCUCAUCUUUUUAAGUGGGAGAACUUGCACAAUUGGUGGCUGACUAAAUACUUUUUUUCCCCACUGUACUUGGCUGUACAUCUGAUCUAGUGCUACGUGUGUACAUGGGACCCCCUGGUGAACCCAGCUUAGCACUGCCUCUCCUCAGGAUUGGUGUGAAAUUCUCCACUUUUAUGUCCUAAGUAGAGGGAGAGCAGCUCGGGGCUAUCUGUGUUGUGGAGUGCUCCCUUGUCCGCCUUGUGAUUAGCUAAACCCUUUUUAGUGUUCCUCCUUUGAUUCCUACCUCACAUGAAAGGCUGUGAAAGCCUGCAGUCUGCUCUCCUCUGCUCUGCUGCAUGCCUGAAAAUCGUCCACUCCCACUCCCCCUGAGCCCAAGGUUCUCUCUCAACCCCCUGGCACUGGCAGCAUUCUCAGUAUACUGCGUUCUCCCAUCAGAUAAAGGCACAGGGUGUUUUUUACUACAACUAGUUUCAUUUUGAAGAGUGAAUGCUUUCAUUAUUAUAUUAACGAUUCCUGCUCUCAUUUCCCCUCCUUUCCUUCCCCUAUAUCCCUCCUGUUCCCCUAUUCCCCCUCUCCUCUCCUCCUGUAGUUUAACACUGCAGCCCGUCAGCUGAUUGAGUUGGACAAGCCUGGUGACUCCAGUGGGGACUCUGGCGAGGGGGCCUCGUCGGGCCCCCAGAGUAACGGUGGCCCCCACCGUGCCGGGGAGAAGAAGAACAGUAAGAAACGACACUCGUUCACAUCCCUCACCAUGUCCCACAAGCCCUGUCUGGCCCCGCCCCCCCAGAGACACUCCAUGGAGAUCAGUGGGCCCGUCCUCAUCAGCUCCUCCAACCCCACGGCAGCCGCACGCAUCGGAGAGAUCAGUGGAGGACUGUCCUGCAGUGCACCCUCACAGGUGAGAUAGGGGGGAGGGAAGGAGGGGGAGGAGUAAAUGGGAGAUAGUAAGAGAGGGCUCUCCUGCAGCGCACCCUCACGAUGACAUACUAUAUGGUGAGAUGAAGGGGAGGGAGGAAAUGGAGAGGGGAGAGAGCUUCUCCGUUCCCCCUAGCCCUGUGUCUUUGUACUGUUUGGUUAGGGGUCUUGUAUUCAAUAAGGAAGCCACUAAAUUGAGAACCUUAUCUCUCUCUGAAGCACUCUGUAUGAUGAAUGGACUUAAUUUGUCCAGAACCCUGACUCUAUUGUCCCCAUUAAUGAAUUCCUCCAGAAUUUACUGCAUAUUUUUGUUCUGAACAAUAACAUCCCCUUAAACCAGAAUUGGAAAAACCAGAACGUUGGCCAGCAUAGCAGCUCAUUUGUCUAUGGCUGGGUGUCUGGACUAUGGACAAGUGUAUAAUCUCUGCCAUUUAUUUCAUGGGAUAGGUGAUGAUAGACUAUCUUGGAUGUGGAUGUUUUAUCCUCUCCUGUCACCUGGUCUGUCAUAGCCCUCAGUGUGUGUCCUGCCCAUGUCGGCUCCACUCUGUCCAUCUGGGCCUGUUAAUCAGUGGUAAUGCGUGAGAGAGAGGAACAGGAGGAAACAAUGUGCACCCAAGAUGCUCACGCAACAAGCAUAAACAAGCAGAUUCAACUAACAUUCUUGUUUUCAUCCAAUGUUUGUUUCCCUGACAAAGAUUCCACUCUCCUUCUGUCAGCCCCCCCCCCCCCCCCCCCCCCUGUCAUUCCGAACAGGCCAUCGCUCCAUCCAAGCGUUUGAAAUCACGGAUGCGUGACUCCACUCGCCCGCAAAAAAGACUGCAGCUUAGCCCCUGAGGUUUCCACAGCAACCCGGAAUGGCAACAACUCACAGCUGCUCUGUGGUUGCCUGACACUGUAGAGAGAAAGGGGCUGGGGACAUGACAGACAGACAGUUGACAGACAGUUAACAGACAGUCAGACAGAUUUGUCAGCGUUGUAGGCAGGCAUUCUGUGACUGACGGAAGCUGUGAAGUGAGGAAACCUUUAGAAGGUUGCUUUGUUUUGUUUUUUUCAUUUUCUCUGCAGCUGAGCAGAGAACAGUGUAGAGGAGAACUGCCUCACCCCAGCCUGCCUGGUAUACAGAGUAGGGACUUUUAUACUGACAUUGCAAAUGACCAUACACUCUUUAUAUGAAGAUCAGAUGUUGACUUCAUCUCAUCAGUGUUUUUUUGGUUUGAAGUAUCUCAAAAUAGGUAUAUUCUUUCUGAAAUGUGUUUUCGGAUUAAACCAACAGGGCUUUAUUGUCUCAGUGGUUUGACAGCAUUCAUAUAAAUGUAACAUGCAACAAUUAGUAGCAUUUUACAGAGUUACAGUUCAUAUACGGAAAAUCAGUCAAUUGAAAUAAAUUGAUUAGGCCCUAAUCUAUGGAUUUCACAUGACUGGCAAUACAGAUAUGCAUCUGUUGGUCACAUAUACCUUUAAAAAAAAAGGGGCGUGGAUCAGAAAACCAGUCAGUAUCUGUUGUGACCACCAUUUGCCUCAUGCAGCUCGACGACACAUCUCCUUCGCAUAGAGUUGAUCAGGCUGUUGAUUGUGGCCUGUGGAAUGUUGUCCCACUCCUCUUCAAUGGCUGUGUGAACUUGCUGGAUAUUGGUGGGAACUGGAACAUGCUGUCGUACACGUCGAUCCAGAGCAUCCCAAACAUGCUCAAUGGGUGACAUGUCUGGUGAGUAUGUAGGCCAUGGAAGAACUGGGAAAUGUUCAGCUUCCAGGAAUUGUGUACAGGUCCUUGCAACAUGGGGCCGUGCAUUAUCAUGCUGAAACAUGAGGUGAUGACGGCAGAUGAAUAGCAUGACAAUGGGCCUCAGGAUCUCAUCACGGUAUCUCUGUGCAUUCAAAUUGCCAUCAAUAAAAGGCAAAUUGUGUUCAUUGUCCAUAGCUUAUGCCUGCCCAUACCAUAACCCCACCGCCACCAUGGGGCACUCUGUUUACAACGUUGACAUCCGCAAACCGCUCGCCCACACAACGCCAUACACGUGGUCUGCAGUUGUGAGGCCGGUUGGACGUACUGCCAAAUUCUCUAAAACGACGUUGGAGGCGGCUUAUGGUAGAGAAAUUAACAUUCAAUUCUCUGGCAACAGCUCUGUUGGACAUUCCUGCAGUCAGCAUGCCAAUUGCACGCUCCUUCAAAACAUUAGACAUUUGUGGCAUUGUAUUGUGACAAAACUGCACAUUUUAGUGGCCCCAGCACAAAGUGCACCUGUGUAAUGAUCAUUCUGUUUAAUCAGCUUCUUGAUAUGCCACACCUGUCAGGUGGAUGGAUUACCUUGGCAAAGGAGAAAUGCUCACUAACACACAAAUUUGAGGGAAAUUAGCUUUUUGUGUGGAACAUUACGGGGAUCUUUUUAUUUCAGCUCAUGAAACAUGGGACCAAGACUUUACAUGUUGCGUUCAUAUUUUUGUUCAGUGUACAUUCUAAGUGAUUUCAAUGGGUCUUUCUCCAUUGUGAUUGUUUUAUACUGUUCAAUAAAACUUCAACCACAAAAUGUUCAUACAUUUCAGCAUUUCCUGCAAUAAUUUUAGAUAAUGGGCUGCACGCAACGGGCAAAAAAUCUAGGCCUUCUUUUUAACCAAAUGUUGCAAUUGCCAUUUUACUUGCGAUUUAGAUUUUAAAAACUUGGGUGAACUGUUGGAAUCAUGGAAAUAGGAUUAUUGUAAUUCUAUAGUUAGAAUAUAAUAGUGGGCACUUUGAAAGAGUGUUUUACAUGACAACGAAUGAAACUGCCAGGGAGGAGUCAUUUUUACAGGGUAGGAACCAAAGUGUUGGUCAGUGUUUCCUAGGGGACCCUAUAAUCUUUGGCUACAUUAAACGUUUUCUCUUAGCUACUUCAUGUAGCUAACAUAUUCAUCCUUCGCCUAUUCCGCUUUAGAAGAUACUGUUGCACAAACAGCAUGCUGUUUUAAGCCUACACCAUCACUGGUAUCAGGUUGUAUAGCUAGCUACGUUUGCUCUGACUCAGUACAUUUAUUAGCUGGUUAGCUAGCCAUCUAACUAGCGAUUAGUAUUAGCGGCUAACACAACUAGCGAUUUCCAUUAGUGGCUAACACGCUUUAGCCACAACUUGCUAAUAAAAGACAAACUAUGUAGCUGUUUGCAGAUGUAAGAAAAACGAGUAGUGUAAUUACAGAACGCUUGUGGAUUUAUAUUAAGAAGCGAAGUGGAAACGGCAUAGUUGUCAUCAACAUUGUUGCAUGACAGUGCAGAAUGAAAGCAAGUGUCUCAUUGUCGAGCAACAACAAAUGCACUCCUUGAGUGACGGGGCGGGGCUAGGUCUGUGUGGAAUGCGGCAUGGAGAGAGAGAUGACUCAAAUACCGGAGUAAACUAUACAAAUGGACGUAACACACAGCGUAUCACAUUUAACAAACCAAACUACCGUUUAUAGAAGGUAAAGGUAAAAACUCAAACCGGUCCAUGCAUCAAUACCGGUGUAUAUAGUAAAAUAUGGUAUACCGCCGAGCCCUAGCAUCCUCUUCUCUGUCUUACCUUCCUGGGCUCUGGGCUGCAACACAUCUCAGACACACUGACAUGAUUUACCCACAGCUUCUCCUGGGAAACAGCAGCAACACAAAGCCCUUCUACAACUGGUGGCAUUCCUUAGUUACGGCUCUCGUGUGUGUGUGUUGACUAUGCUAUCAGAGCAUGUUUGUUUGUGUGUGUGCAGGCAGUUCUUUUCAUGUUGGGAUGAUCCAUCUCUCAUUAAAGCCGUGACCCCACAGGGUGGGGAGGGGAGAAUCAUGUUAAACUCUCCAGACCUGGCUUUAUCUGCCCUAAUUAUGAACCAGACACGCUCAGUAUUAUAAAAUCUCCAUGCACACCUGGAAGCUAUAGGACUUAAGAUGGGUUUGAUUUAUAGAUGAAUGUGUUUAAUAAAAACACAUAAAAAGAAGAUAGACUCCCCAGGCGAAAUCUGUGUGGCUCGGUCUCCUUUUCUCUCGCGCCUCUUCUCCCUCCUUCAAAGCAGACAGAAAGGGAAGCAGUAGUUGCCUGGGGGGCCAGAGGGAGGGAGUGUAUGGGAAUGAACACGCCCUCUGUACUGCUUUUAUUUCAGUCAGAGAGUGGAAAGAGAAAUGAAGAGAAUGUAUAAAGGAGCCUGCUGUAUAUGAAAACAGACCUAUUACCCUUUUUAAAAUGUUGUAAAACGGAACAUUUUCAGUUAAUUGACAGUGUAAUUGAUGUGCCAGUGCUGUACACAUACACUCACAUAUGUUCCAUGUAGCUCAUACACAUAAUGUACUUAUUGUGAUCGAGAUGUAGUUGUCCCUGAUUGCACUGACUUUGCUCACAGCUGCUUGUUUGAAGAAGUGUACUUACUGUAAUCAAGAUGUGGUUGUCCCACUGGCUAUCCUAAGUUGAAUGAACCAAUUUGUAAGUCGCUCUGGAUAAGAGCAUCUGCUAAAUGACUUAAAUGUUAAAUAUAACAAAAUGUAUAGCCUAGUACUUUGUGUCUGUCUUGCCUGAUUGCACCUUCCCCUUCCACACACUGCACCGUUCUACUGUACAGUUGAUUGAGUCUGAGGUGGGUCCUCUGUAAUGAUUCACCUUGAAAGGUAGCUCUGCUCUGUCUGAGGCAGUCAUGCAUGGGAUGAUGGAGAGUACAGGGUACAAGGAGACAUCGUGUAUCCAACAGUAUCGCCCUGUUACCAGGACAGCCACAGUGAAUGAGUCAGUGUCACACCGCUGGGGUUCCCAGUCGCUCAGCAAGAGACUUCAGCACUCACCUGUCUUCACCCAGCCAAUGAAAACUUGUGAUUGGCACAACCCAGCCAAUCGUGUCAUUGGGACACUAGCACAGCUUGAUUUGGCCAAUUGGGUUGACUGCUGCUGUGAAGGCGACAUUUCCAUUCAAUGUGACAUUAAGGCCAUGUGUGUGCUGGUUAAGAGAUGAAAUAACUAGUCUGUUAGUUCAAACAUGACAGCCUACUUCUACCCAUGUGAGACUGGAUGUGAGGGGACAGACUGGCACAAAUUGACCAAGACAUAUGUCCCAUCUGAUGGAGCUCCAUUCAGUUGCAAGUUCUGUCUUCUAUGUGUAAUGUCUGCCUGAAAGUAUUAUAUUGUGGGGGAGUAGUAUUGGUUGAGUAAGUUGUCUGACUUUCUGUUUUCUCUCCUCAACAGGUACACAUCUGUACAACUGGACUCCUCGUGACCCCUCCCCCCAGCAGUCCUGUUACUACGGCAACCGUCUUCACAUUUCCCCCAGAGACCAGUUAUGCAUCCAUCCCUGUGGUAGGUGCACUUCUAUAUAAAACCUUUACUGUAUUCAGACCAACAGUUCAGUAUAACAAUAGGGUUCUUGCAACUACACUAUUGUUUCCCUAAUUAGGGAUGGGCGUGAGUACUCGAACGGACGUCAAAGCUCUGUCUUUAGCCAGAGAUUACAUUUAUUAUUAUUUUUUUUUUUACUGUAAAUCUAUUUGGUGGAAUGUGCUUUGUGGCUCCCAGAACAGGAAAGUGAAAUUUUGUCUUGGAAGAUAACGUUAAUUUGCUUUGACUCUAGUGUGCCAUUUGUACAUGUGCAUUUGCGAGGCACAACAAAAAAGAAACCAAGCCAAGCAUCAUACUUUUCUUCUCCCUAAAUUCCCUUUCCCAGUCGUGCCUCAUUCACUCAAUUGCGUUCCGACUGCUCCCUACACACACGUGUGCUGAAUGCGCACAAGCUCCGGUUAGGACUACAGAAAUAAAUGCAGAUAAAAACAUAUCUAACUGAUGGGAAAAACAAGCUACGUUCGUUGCCAAAUGACGACAGUUUUAUCACAAAUUCAAAAUGGACGACAGUUUUGGAAUAAUUGCAUCCCGUCUGUUUUCCUUUUAGGCUACUUUGCGAACUGCUAGCUAUAACCCCCCUAAACAUAGACAGGUUCCACAGUGAAAGUAUGCAAAAACAUUAGUUUGAUAAAGAUAAAAGCAUAUUUUCAUCAGAAUCAUUAAGCAUAGAUUUACUCACCAAACAGAUGUCAAGGCCGUAAUUCAUCGCCAUGCAGUGUUCAAUGUGGAAUUGUUAAUCCAUUUGGAAAAUUCCCAAGAACAGGCAAAAUAAACCAAAUUGAACGUCUGUAUAUCAAAAAGAAUCCAGAUUUUGAACCCUGAAAACAUUAUUUCAAUUUGCCAAAUUGAGCCCCGUUUCAAUUGAUCACUAUGAGAUUAACUGUUCCAGACUCGAGAUGCGCAUCACUUUGCACUGGCAACUUUUUUCAUGCUAUUUUCAAUUGAUCACUAUGAGAUUAACUGUUCCAGACUCGAGAUGCGCAUCACUUUGCACUGGCAACUUUUUUCAUGCUCUUUUAUACUGUUAUAUUACAUGUUUUUUACUAUAAAAUAAGUGCGUCUUGACUAUGAUAAGGGCUUGUGAAAUGAGUGUCUUGUCUGCUAAAUUAACAAAACAAGGCUAUGCCAUUGCAGAGCCAUAUGCUUCUAAAAGCAAACGCCACUGCUGAGGUUACUACCUUUUUGAAGAUUGUGUUCCACCAUAUAAUAUAACCAGUUGAGAUUACGGUUUCAGUAAAUUAAUCUUAAAUGGCACUUGCUUUUUUAUUGACUGAAUGUGGCAAUUUAGCAAUUAAGAUUUGUUAUUAUAAAUGUGGCAAUGCUGUGCACUGUUGGCAUAGGCCUAUAGAUAAAUGCGAAAGAAAACAUUAUCCAGUGCAGUUCUAAAAUUAUAUUUAUUUUCCGUUUGAUUAUCGGAGUAAAAAAAUAAAUAUCAUGUGAGUAUUCGAACAGUCAAAACAUUUCAAAUGCCCAUUCCUACCCCUACUAAUGGUUUAAAAAAGUAUUUAGGUUGAUCUAUGUUACUUUACUUACAUCAGUCUCCUCCAUACACGAUAGCAUGUAUCUGUGGCAUGCUCAGCUGACUGUGUGUGUGGCUGUGUUGGUAUGUGGUACUGCUGAACGGGGGAGAAUGUGUACACAAAGGUUAAUCUCUCCGCUUCACUGGGGAACUAACUCUACAUUAUGUUGCUGUACAGAUGAUUUCUCUGGCCUGCAGGCAAUGACAUUAUCUCAGCUCCAGCGUCAGCAGCACACCCACAGACAUGGUAGCGUGUAGGCCCUUCUGAGUGUAUUUCCACCACCCUCCCCCACUGCUCCAUGGUAGUUAUGUCUGUCUGCUCCUCAGGCCUGUUAAUGUCAAGCUGAGACACAUUUGUCUUGUUCCUGGAGAUGGGGCCUGAAUUAUUUACCGUCUGCAAUGCCUUUCUCUGCAGAUAUAUUGAUAGGUUUGCAUGUUUAGAAGAAAACAACCCCCUUUCCCAGUACACCAAUAUGUCAGUGUGUAUGAUUGUGUAAGAGUUGUUUUGGUCACGUUAGAGGCCUAUGCCAAUAGGAGGGAAAGGAGAGCCCAGAAGAAUCUGCUAGGAGCAGCCCUGAGGGCUAAACUAUAUAAUGUUUACAGAAAUGUUUUCACUUUCAUAUGGUUCCAAUUAAACACAGUAAUGGAUUCACCUGGCCCCAGUCUCGUUUCUAUAGCAACAAACAAACAAGCACAAUGGAGAUUCCUUCCCAGUUCUAUGGGGAAGUUGGGGACAAGACCAAACUUCUGUGCCAAGCGAUACUCUCCCUCAUUGAACAGAGUAAACGAUAUCCCUCUUUCACCAUGCAGUUUCUCUCAUUAUGUAACACCUAGUCAUUGGUUAAAAGGCCAGGGGUAUGGUUCUCAUGUAUCAUUGCAUCAAGAGCUAUAAUGUAAUUCUGUCAUGUUGCACUGAAGGCAGUGAGUCGUUUACUUGUUUCCUGUCUUUCGGUUCCAAACAAUACAGGUUUUUUAUGUGAGGGAUUUGCUUCAAGCUUAUUGUGAACUGUUCUGUGCUGUCUGAUCUCUGUUUCAGACUGUGUUUUUUUGUUGUUGUUGACAGGAUGCUCUCCCUCCUCCCCCACCACCUCCCCCACAAUCUUCAGCGCUGGGAGCAGCCUCCUCAUUGGCUGCCGGUCAGAGACCUUCCCCCAGCACAAGCGACCAGAGUGGGAGACAAAGACCCACAGUGUGAGUACACACACACACACACACACACACACACACACACACACACACAAAGAUAUACAUGUAACACUCUUCCAUGUAUAAAGUACCAGCACACUAAACCAGAGAGAACAUGCAGUGAAACAGCACGUUCUACACAUGGCUAGGGCAUGGGGGUGUCUGUGUUCUGGGAGUUCUCCAAGCCUCUAAAUGACCGCUCAGCUGUCAGUGUGGAGCACCAGAGGUUGACCCAGAGCACAGGUGAAGGGUGAAAGGUCAACACCUGUGGGGUAUGGCGUCUCCUGGGUCCUAUCAGAGAUCCUGCCUGUGACCCCUGGCCUCUCACAUCAUUACUCCUCUGAGAGACUCCAGACACCUGAUAGGAAUUAGAUACGGCCCACCUCCCCAAAGUGUCUGUGUGUUAAAGCAUUUCUCUUCAGUUCCCCUCCCCUGACACCAGUGAAAGUGUUUAUGCUGUCUGUCAGCAGUGGUUCUUUAAAGCCUCUUCCCCUCUGAGGUUCUUGGAGACUUGUCUUUCCCACUUCCUUUACAGCACCUCAGUGGAGCCCUGACUCACACAGCUGUGUCAUGCAGAACGUUGCCAUAGUAUUCCUCUACAGCAGGGAUGGGCAACUUUGAUGUGGGUGAACUCAUCAUGAGGGGCCGCAGUGGCUCCCGGGUCUACGUACCCACAUCCAUACACACACCGGCAGUCAGAGCCGGCCCUAGCCUUUUGGGGGCCCCCAGGGAAAUGUAAUUUCCUGCAAUACUACACAUUUUGCCAUGUGGCGUACAGAAAAUGUUGUACUUUUAAAGCAAGUAUGUUGCAAUUCUACCAAUUUUGGAAUGGGGUGGAGAGAAGAUUUAGCAAUUUUAUAUAUCAUUUUGCCAUGGGGCAUUCUACACAUUUUGCGUUAGUGACUAACAAAAUCAACGGGGGCCCCCCGGUCGGUAAUUCGACCAUGAUUACUACAAGUUUAGACACAGUGCCUAUAUACAGUUGAAGUCAGAAGUUUACAUACCCCUUACCCAAAUACAUUUAAACUCAGUUUUUCACAAUUCCUGACAUUUAAUCCUAGUAAAAAUUCCCUGUCUUAGGUCAGUUAGGAUCACCACUUUAUUUUUAGAAUGUGAAAUGUCCGAAUAAUAGUAGAGUGAUUUAUUUAAGCUUUUAUUUCUUUCAUCACAUUCCCAGUGGGUCAGACGUUUACAUACACUCAAUUAGUAUUUGGUAGCAUUGCCUUUAAAUUGUUUAACUUGGGUCAAACGUUUCGGGUAGCCUUCCACAAGCUUCCCACAAUAAGUUGGGUGAAUUUUGGCCCAUUCCUCCUGACAGAGCUGGUGUAACUGAGUCAGGUUUGUAGGCCUCCUUGCUCGCACACGCUUUUUCAGUUAUGCCAUCACAUUUUCUAUAGGAUUGAGGUCAGGGCUUUGUGAUGGCCACUCCAGUACUUUGACUUUGUUGUCCUUAAACCAUUUUUCCACAACUUUGGAAGUAUGCUUGGGGUCAUUGUCCAUUUGGAAGACCCAUUUGCGACCAAGCUUUAACUUCCUGACUGAUGUCUUGAGAUGUUGCUUCAAUAUAUCCACAUAAUUGUCCUUCCUCGUGAUGCCAUCUACGUUGUGAAGUGCACCAGUCCAUCCUGCAGCAAAGCACCCCCACAGCAUGAUGCUGCCACCCCGUGCUUCACGGUUGGGAUGGUGUUCUUCGGCUUGCAAGCAACCCCCUCCAAACAUAACGAUGGUCAUUAUGGCCAAACAGUCCUAUUUUUGUUACAUCAGACCAGAGGACAUUUCUCCAAAAAGUACGAUCUUUGUCCCCACGUGCAGUUUCAAACCGUAGUCUGGCUUUCUUAUGGCGGUUUUGGAGCAGUGGCUUCUUCCUUGCUGAGCGGCCUUUCAGGUUAUGUCGAUAUAGGACUCGUUUUACUGUGGAUAUACACUGCUCAAAAAAAUAAAGGGAACACUAAAAUAAAACAUCCUAGAUCUGAAUGAAUUAAAUAAUCUUAUUAAAUACUUUUUUCUUUACAGAGUUGAAUGUACUGACAACAAAAUCACACACAAAUUAUCAAUGGAAAUCAAAUUUAUCAACCCAUGGAAGUCUGGAUUUGGAGUCACCCUCAAAAUUAAAGUGGAAAACCACACUACAGGCUGAUCCAACUUUGAUGUAAUGUCCUUAAAACAAGUCAAAAUGAGGCUCAGUAGUGUGUGUGGCCUCCACGUGCCUGUAUGACCUCCCUACAAUGCCUGGGCAUGCUCCUGAUGAGGUGGCGGAUGGUCUCCUGAGGGAUCUCCUCCCAGACCUGGACUAAAGCAUCCGCCAACUCCUGGACAGUCUGUGGUGCAACGUGGUGUUGGUGGAUGGAGCGAGACAUGAUGUCCCAGAUGUGCUCAAUUGGAUUCAGGUCUGGGGAACGGGCGGGCCAGUCCAUAACGUCAAUGCCUUCCUCUUGCAGGAACUGCUGACACUCCAGCCACAUGAGGUCUAGCAUUGUCUUGCAUUAGGAGGAACCCAGGGCCAACCGCACCAGCAUAUGGUCUCACAAGGGGUCUGAGGAUCUCAUCUCGGUACCUAAUGGCAGUCAGGCUACCUCUGGCGAGCACAUGGAGGGCUGUGCGGCCCCCCAAAGAAAUGCCACCCCACACCAUGACUGACCCACCGCCAAACCGGUCAUGCUGGAGGAUGUUGCAGGCAGCAGAACGUUCUCCACGGCGUCUCCAGACUCUGUCACGUCUGUCACAUGUGCUCAGUGUGAACCUGCUUUCAUCUGUGAAGAGCACAGGGCGCCAGAGGCGAAUUUGCCAAUCUUGGUGUUCUCUGGCAAAUGCCAAACGUCCUGCACGGUGUUGGGCUGUAAGCACAAAACCAACCUGUGGACGUCGGGCCCUCAUACCACCCUCAUGGAGUCUGUUUCUGACCGUUUGAGCAGACACAUGCACAUUUGUGGCCUGCUGGAGGUCAUUUUGCAGGGCUCUGGCUGUGCUCCUCCUGCUCCUCCUUGCACAAAGACGGAGGUAGCGGUCCUGCUGCUGGGUUGUUGCCCUCCUACGGCCUCCUCCACGUCUCCUGAUGUACUGGCCUGUCUCCUGGUAGCGCCUCCAUGCUCUGGACACUACGCUGACAGACACAGCAAACCUUCUUGCCACAGCUCGCAUUGAUGUGCCAUCCUGGAUGAGCUGCACUACCUGAGCCACUUGUGUGGGUUGUAGAUUCCGUCUCAUGCCACCACUAGAGUGAAAGCACCGCCAGCAUUCAAAAGUGACCAAAACAUCAGCCAGGAAGCAUAGGAACUGAGAAAUGGUCUGUGGUCACCACCUGCAAAACCAGUCCUUUAUUGGGGGUGUCUUGCUAAUUGCCUAUAAUUUCCACCUGUUGUCUAUUCCAUUUGCACAACAGCAUGUGAAAUUUAUUGUCAAUCAGUGUUGCUUCCUAAGUGGACAGUUUGAUUUCACAGAAGUGUGAUUGACUUGGAGUUACAUUGUGUUGUUUAAGUGUUCCCUUUAUUUUCUUGAGCAGUGUAGAUACUUUUGUACUUGUUUCCUCCAGCAUCUUCACAAGGUCCUUUGCUGUUGUUCUGGGAUUGAUUUGCACUUUUCGCAUCAAAGUACGUUCAUCUUUAGGAGACAGAACGCGUCUCCUUCCUGAGCGGUAUGACGGCUGCGUGGUCCCAUGGUGUUUAUACUUGCGUACUAUUGUUUGUACAGUUGAACGCGGUACCUUCAGGAGUUUGGAAAUUGCUCCCAAGGAUGAACCAGACUUGUGGAGGUCUACAAUUCUUUUCUGAGGUCUUGGCUGAUUUCUUUUCAUUUUCCCAUGCUGUCAAGCAAAGAGGCACUGAGUUUGAAGGUAGGCCUUGAAAUACAUCCACAGGUACACCUCCAAUUGACUCAAAUUAUGUCAAUUAGUCUAUCAGAAGCUUCUAAAGCCAUGACAUCAUUUUCUGGAAUUUUCCAAGCUGUUUAAAGGCACAGUCAACUUAGUGUAUGUAAACUUCUGACCCACUGGAAUUGUGAUACAGUGAAUUAUAAGUGAAAUAAUCUGUCUGUAAACAAUUGUUGGAAAAAUUACUUGUUUCAUGCACAAAGUAGAUGUCCUAACUGACAUUCCAAAACUAUAGUUUGUUAACAAGAAAUGUGUGGAGUGGUUGAAAAAUUAGUUUUAAUGACUGGAAACUUCAGACUUCAACUAUAGUUAGUCUAGCAAGGACUGUAGCUAGCAAGACUAACUGACAUGGGCUAAUUGAGUGACUCAGAAACCAUGUUUCCAUCCACAGUUUUUAUGCGACAGCUGUGAUGGAAACAGGAUGUUUUUGUACAAUUUUAUAAAUGCCAACAGAUAAUUUGUUCGUUCGACAUGGUGGGAUCUUUUUGUGUCUGUAAAGUUAAUUAUGCGAGAAAUGGCAGUUUAAACGGCUUUAUGCGCAAAUAUUGAUAUAACAACCAUCAAAUCGAAAUAAACUUGGAGUGACGCAAUGAUAUGUUGUGUGGUCCUCUCACUACAACUCGGGAAACCGUGCAGUUUAUUAGGCUACAGAUGAAAUAAGUUAUGAUGAACUUCACAGUGUGGUAAAAGUGCACAAUGCGCUUGAUGCUCCUUUCCAAUUAAUAUCAAGGGUCUUAUUCUGGUGACAUGAUUAUGGAUGCUUGACUGCCGUUUGACAAAUACAAAUAUUCUCGUUCUUAUCCAUAAUCCAGCCUACCCCGCACAGCCUUCGCACUGUAUCUGCAAGCUGUUGGAUAGAGCGCACAUGCAAAGACCAGCGUAGCCCCUAAUAAAAAAGAAUCUGACCAAAACUAUCGAUAGAGUUGAAAAUGCGAUGGAAACACAUUGAACUUUUAGAUUUUUAUUUGGUACAUGAAAACUUAAGCUAAAAAGUACAUUUUGUUUGCACUAUGUCAUCAUACACUGAUUUUUAUCUGCAACAAGUCAGUUUGGUGGAAACACCACUGAUGGGAAAAUGUACGUUUUCUUUAUGCAGAUCUUUUUUAUAUUAGCAUGAAAAUCUGUCCCCAGUUGGAUGGAAACCUAGCUGCUGACUGACAUAAGAGAGAAACUGCUGAUGCACAACCAAAUUUCGAAAUUGCAUCUGGUGUAUUCUACAAUUAUAACGCUCAACAGUGAGUUGAAUAUUUAUUUAUUGUUUUAUAUUGGGGGGGGGGUAAUUGAUCCACUGGCCGCCAGUUGCCCAUCCCUGCUCUACAGUAAUAUAGUGCCUCUUUCUCUGAACGUACUGUAGGAAGACCAGUCCAGAGAGGAAUGUCCAACUCGGUCAGCCAGUAAGUGCCUACUAGAGAGAGAGGGGAGAUGUUGAUGGACAUACUGUAGCCUGUGGAAGGGGGGUACAUUUUGCUCAUGUGACAGAUUAGAUGUUUUGAACCCACAACAUGUCUUUGAGUCAUUUCCUCCUGAGGUUAAUUUGACGGUCCCUGUGUGUAUGGCCACGUGUGUGCCUCGGUGUGUGUCCAUGUGUGUGUUUGAUGUGUCCCGUCUCUCUCUCCCCCCUCUACAGCUACGUGGCCCUGUUUCCCUACACCCCCCGUAAGGAGGAUGAGCUGGAGCUGAGGAAGGGAGAGAUGUUCCUGGUGCUGGAGCGCUGUCAGGACGGAUGGUUCAAAGGCACCUCCAUGCACACUGGCAAAAUAGGAGUGUUCCCCGGCAACUACAUGAGCCCCGUCAGCAGGUCUGUCACAGACGCAGACAUUACGCAUGCAAACACGCACAUACACUACAUGAACAAAAGUAUGUGGACACCUGCUCGACAAACAUCUCAUUCUAAAAUCAUAGGCAUUCUUAUGGAGUUGGUCCGCCCUUGGCUGCUAUAACAGCCUCCACUCCUCUGGGAAGGCUUUCCACUAGAUGUUGGAACAUUGCUGCAGGGACUUGCUUCCAUUCCGCCACAAGAGCAUUAGUGAGGUUGGGCACUGAUGUUGGGCGAUUAGGCCUGGCUCGCAGUCGGCUUUCCAAUUCAUCCCAAGGUGUUAGAUGGGGUUGAGGUCAGGGCUCUGUGCAGGCCAGUCAAGUUCUUCUACUCCGAUCUCGACAAACCAUUUCUGUAUGGACCUCGCUUUGUGCACGCGGGCAUUGUCAUGCUGAAACAGGCAAGGGCCUUCUCCAAACUGUUGCCACAAAGUUGGAAGCACAGAAUCGUCAUUGUAUGCUGUAGCAUUAAGAUUUCCCUUCACUGGAAUUAAGGGGCCUAGCCCGAACCAUGAAAAACAGCCCCAGACCAUUAUUCCUCCUCCACCAAACUUUACAGUUGGCACUAUGCAUUGGGGUAGGUAGCGUUCUCCUGGCAUCCGCCAAACCCAGAUUCGUUCGUCGGACUGCCAGAUGGUGAUGCAUGAUUCAUCACUCCAGAAAACGUUUCCACUGCUUCAGAGUCCAAUGGCGGCGAGCUUUACACCACUCCAGCCAUCGCUUGGCAUUGCGCAUGGUGAUCUUAGGCUUGUUUGCGGCUGCUCGGCCAUUCAAACCCAAUAUCAUGAAGCUCCCAAUGAACAGUUAUUGUGCCAACGUUGUUUCCAGAGGCAGUUUGGAACUCGGUAGUGAGUGUUGCAACCGAGGACAGAGAAUUUUUCAGCACUCGGCGGUCCUGUUCUGUGAGCUUGUGUGGCCUACCACUUCGCGGCUGAGCCGUUGUUUCUUCUAGACAUUUCCACUUCACAAUAACAGCACUUACAGUUGACCGGGACAGCUCUAGCAGGGCAGACAUUUAACCAACUGACUUGUUGGAAAGGUGGCAUCCUAUGACAGUGCCACGUUGAAAGGCACUGAGCUCUUCAGUAAAGCCAUUCUACUGCCAAUGUUUGUCUAUGGAGAUUGCAUGGCUGUGUGCUCGAUUUCAUACACCUGUCAGCAACGGGGAAUCCAGUUGAAAGCUAUGAUCCCUUAUUGAUGUCACUUAUUAAAUCUACUUCAAUCAGUGUAGAUGAAGGGGAGGAGACAGGUUAAAGAAGGAUUUUUAAGCCUUGAGACAAUUGAGACAUGGAUUGUGUAUGUGUGCCAUUCGGAGGGUAGUGCUGAGCGAUUAGUGCUUUUUGAGGUCGGGUUCGAUUCUUUUUUAUUUUUUAUCACAGUUUUCAAUUUCGAUUUCUAUAAAAAUGUUUUAACAUGAAAUGCAUUAGGAAAUAAAUACGUUACUAUGAUUGUAGAGCUUUUUAAUGGAAAUUCCAAAGCCAAAAAUAGUCAACCAUUGUCUCUGAUCAGGUCCACAUUGGGUAGACAUCAAUAGGAAAUUACUAUGAAAUAUUAAAAUAUUUAAGUUGUGUAUAUUACUUUCUAUUUGAUGACUAUUCUUUUUCAUUCCUGUCAUCUCAGGCAGUAGCAGCCAGCCAGCCAGACAACCAUCUAACAUUAUCUCUGUGCUCCCCAUACUGUACUGUCUUUAGUCAUCCUAUUUAGCUAGCCUGCCUAAUUAUGCUGCUUAGCUGUCUGACGAUAUCAUUUUACUAGUUCUUCAAAGUAGAUAAGGCAUACUUUAACAAACUGUCUAUGUCUCUCUCGUCGUUGUGUACAUUCCUCUCUGUGGUCUAUGCUGUAUCAGUCCAGAGAUCUGUAUAUAAUAAUAUAAGAAUAUAUAAUAAUAAUAAUAAUAAAAUGACGAAUAAAAUUCCUCUCUAAUGUGGUCUAUGCUGUAUCAGUCCAGAGAUCUGUAUAUAAUAUAAUAAUAAUAAUAAUAAUAAUAAUAAUAAUACCGUAUUUUCCGGAGUAUAAGCCGCAGCAGCUAAAUUGAAUGAUAUUGAAUGAUGUGUACAUAUAUAAGCCGCACUGGACUAUAAGCCGCAGGUGUUUUAAUGUUUAAUUACCAUAUGUAAGGGUUCAUGCACAGAGGGGAUUGUCGGGAAAGAGACAAACUGUCUCGCUCUCGUAAUGUCUGUCUGUCUUGCUCUCGUUCUGUCUCUCGUUCUGUCUCUCGUACCACUCUCGGUUCCACUUUUACUUUUGCGCGCUACCUGUCUCACUCUUUUCCGGCCUCCAGCUUUUCCUGCUGGAGCCCGCCGCUUAAAGGUGGGGGGCGCGGACCGGUCAUAGAGCCCAUAGAGUUAAAGUUGGUGGACUGUAACCUGUAAAAUCCAUAGAUUUAGGAGGUCUUCUAGUGGCCGUUAGCUGUAAAAAUCCAUAGAUUAGCCGCACCGUUAUAUAAGCCGCAGGGUCGAAAAAUUGGAAAAAAGGCGCGGCUUAUAGUCCGAAAAUUACGGUAAUAAUAUAAUGACGAGAUGCUCAUGUCUCUGCCCUAACAAUUGGAGUUGUUGUCUCAAAGGCGGGAAGGCAGGCGACAAGCUUCGGUCCAGAGUUGUCAAGGGUGAAACCUCUCGCUUCGCCUCUUCCUCUCUGAUCCGGAAAAAACUGGCCCAAUGGAUUAUGGUCAUUGUAGUUAAUUGCCAUGUUUCUGCACGGAACUAGGUUGAAUAUUGCCUUAAUGAAAACUACAACUCCCUUCAGCCCAGCAUCCCACAAACUCAGCAAAAAAAGAAACGUCCCUUUUUCAGGACCCAGUCUUAAUUUGUAAAAAUCAAAAUAACUGCACAGAUCUUCAUUGUAAAGGGUUUCCCAUGCUUGUUCAAUGAACCAUAAACAAUUAAUGAACAUGCACCUAUGGAACGGUCGUUAAGACACUAACAGCUUAGACGGUAGGCAAUUAAGGUCACAGUUACAGUGGGGGAAAAAAGUAUUUAGUCAGCCACCAAUUGUGCAAGUUCUCCCACUUAAAAAGAUGAGAGGCCUGUAAUUUUCAUCAUAGGUACACGUCAACUAUGACAGACAAAUUGAGAAAAAAAUCCAGAAAAUCACAUUGUAGGAUUUUUUAUGAAUUUAUUUGCAAAUGAUGGUGGAAAAUAAGUAUUUGGUCACCUACAAACAAGCAAGAUUUCUGGCUCUCACAGACCUGUAACUUAUUCUUUAAGAGGCUCCUCUGUCCUCCACUCGUUACCUGUAUUAAUGGCACCUGUUUGAACUUGUUAUCAGUAUAAAAGACACCUGUGGUUGUGGACCUCAAACAGUCACACUCCAAACUCCACUAUGGCCAAGACCAAAGAGCUGUCAAAGGACACCAGAAACAAAAUUGUAGACCUGCACCAGGCUGGGAAGACUGAAUCUGCAAUAGGUAAGCAGCUUGGUUUGAAGAAAUCAACUGUGGGAGCAAUUAUUAGGAAAUGGAAGACAUACAAGACCACUGAUAAUCUCCCUCGAUCUGGGGCUCCACGCAAGAUCUCACCCCGUGGGGUCAAAAUGAUCACAAGAACGGUGAGCAAAAAUCCCAGAACCACACGGGGGGACCUAGUGAAUGACCUGCAGAGAGCUGGGACCAAAGUAACAAAGUCUACCAUCAGUAACACACUACGCCGCCAGGGACUCAAAUCCUGCAGUGCCAGACGUGUCCCACUGCUUAAGCCAGUACAUGUCCAGGCCCGUCUGAAGUUUGCUAGAGUGCAUUUGGAUGAUCCAGAAGAGGAUUGGGAGAAUGUCAUAUGGUCAGAUGAAACCAAAAUAGAACUUUUUGGUAAAAACUCAACUCGUCGUGUUUGGAGGACAAAGAAUGCUGAGUUGCAUCCAAAGAACACCAUACCUACUGUGAAGCAUGGGGGUGGAAACAUCAUGCUUUGGGGCUGUUUUUCUGCAAAGGGACCAGGACGACUGAUCCGUGUAAAGGAAAGAAUGAAUGGGGCCAUGUAUCAUGAGAUUUUGAGUGAAAACCUCCUUCCAUCAGCAAGGGCAUUGAAGAUGAAACGUGGCUGGGUCUUUCAGCAUGACAAUGAUCCCAAACACACCGCCCGGGUAACGAAGGAAGCAUUUCAAGGUCCUGGAGUGGCCUAGCCAGUCUCCAGAUCUCAACCCCAUAGAAAAUCUUUGGAGGGAGUUGAAAGUCUGUGUUGCCCAGCGACAGCCCCAAAACAUCACUGCUCUAGAGGAGAUCUGCAUGGAGGAAUGGGCCAAAAUACCAGCAACAGUGUUUGAAAACCUUGUGAAGACUUAUAGAAAACGUUUGACCUGUGUCAUAGCCAACAAAGGGUAUAUAACAAAGUAUUGAGAAACUUUUGUUAUUGACCAAAUACUUAUUUUCCACCAUAAUUUGCAAAUAAAUUCAUUAAAAAUCCUACAAUGUGAUUUUCUGGAUUUUUAAAAAUCAUUUUGUCUGUCAUAGUUGACGUGUACCUAUGAUGAAAAUUACAGGCCUCUCUCAUCUUUUUAAGUGGGAGAACAUGCACAAUUGGUGGCUGACUAAAUACUUUUUUUCCCCACUGUAUAAGCUGGAAGUAGAAGCCUAAGUGUUGUUCAUUAGUUUACUUCAAUUAGGGGAGGAGUGGUAGGGUUAGGGGAAAAUAAUAAAGAAGGAAAAUGAAUUAAAAAUAUAUAUUUUUAAAAAUAUAUGGGGGAUUGGAAAUGAUGCAGACAAUUAUCUGCAAUAUUAAAGCUAUAUAUUCUACCCCCUAAAAAAAAAACAUACUGAACAAAAAUAUAAACACAACAUGGAAGGCGUUGUUCCCAUGUUUCAUGAGCUGAAAUAAAAGAUCCCAGAAAUGUUCCAUACGCACAAAAAGCUUAUUUCUCUCAAAUGUUGCACAAAUUUGUUUACAUCCCUGUUAGUGAGCAUUUCUCCUUUGCCAAGGUAAUUCAUCCACCUGACAGGUGUGGCAUAUCAAGAAGCUGAUUAAAUAGCAUUAUCAUUACACAGGUGCACCUUGUGCUGGGGACAAUAAAAGGCCACUCUAAAAUGUGCAGUUUUGUCACACAACACAAUGCCACAGAUGUCUCCAGUUUUGAGGGAGCAUGCAAUUGCCAUGCUGACUGCAGGAAUGUCCACCAGAGCUGUUGCCAGAGAUUUUAAUGUUCAUUUCUCUACUAUAAGCCGCCUCCAACGUAGUUUUAUAGUAUUUGCCAAUACAUCCAAACAGCCUCACAACCGUAGACCACGUGUAACCAUGCAAGCGCAGGACCUCCACAUCCGGCUUCUUCACUUGCAGAAUCGUUUGAGACCAGCCACCCGGAUAGCUAAUGAAGCUGAGGAGUAUUUUUUUAUUAUUUUUUUACCCCCUUUUUCUCCCCAAUUUCGAUCUUGUCUCAUCGCUGCAACUCCCCAACGGGCUCGGGAGGCGAAGGUUGAGUCAUGUGUCCUCCGAAACAUGACCCACCAAACCGUGCUUCUUAACACCCACCCGCUUAACCCGGAAACCAGCCGCACCAAUGUGUCGGAGGAAACACCGUUCACCUGACGACCGAGAUCAGCCUGCAGGCGCCCGACCCACCACAAGGAGUCGCUAGAGCGCGUUGAGCCAAGUAAAGCCCCCCCGGCCAAACCCUCCCCUAACUCGGACGGCGCUGGGCCAAUUGUGUGCCACCCUGUGGGACUCCCGAUCACGGCCGGUUAUGAUACAGCCCGGGAUCAAACCCGGGUCUGUAGUGACGCCUCUAGCACUGCGAUGCAGUGCCUUAGACCGCUGUGCCACUCGGGAGGCCCACUGAGGAGUAUUUAUGUCUGUAAUAAAGCCCUUUUGUGGGGCAAAACUCAUUCUGAUUGGCUGGGCCAUGGCUGCGCCCCUGCCCAGUCAUGUGAAAUCCAUAGAAUAGGGCCUAAUGAAUUCAUUUCAAUUUACUGAUUUCCUUAUAUGAACUGUAACGCCGUAAAAUCGGUGAAAUUGUUGCAUGUUGCGUUCAUAUUUUUGGAAAUUUAUUAAAAUUAAAAAUAAAGAUCUUAUUUACAUAAGUAUUCAGAUUCGUCGCGAAAUUGAGCUCAGGUGCAUCCUGUUUCCAUUGAUCAUCCUUGAGAUGUGGUAAAUUCAAUUGAUUGGACAUGAUUUGGAAAGGCACACACCUGUCUAUAUAAGGUCCCACAGUUGACAGUGCAAGUCAGAGCAAAAACCAAGCCAUGAGGUUGAAAGAAUUGUCCAUAGAGCUCUUGUGUUGAGGCACAGAUCUGGGGAAGGGUACCAAAAAAUGUCUGCAGCAUUGAAGGUCCCCAAGAACACAGUGGCCUCCAUCAUUCUUAAAUGGAAGAAGUUUGGAACCACCAAGACUUUUCCUAGAGCUGGCCGCCCGGCCAAACUGAGCAAUCGGGGGAGAAGGGCCUUGGUCAGGGAGGUGACCAAGAACCCGAUGGUCACUCUGACAGAGCUCCAGAGUUCCUCUGUGGAGAUGGGAGAACCUUCCAGAAGGACAACCAUCUCUGCAGCACUCCACCAAUCAGGCCAUUAUGGUGGAGUGGCCAGACGGAAGCCACUCCUCAGUUAAAGGCAUAUGACAGCCCGCUUGGAGUUUGCCAAAAGGACUCCGACCAUGAGAAACAAGAUUCUCUGGUCUGAUUAACCAAGAUUGAAUUAUUUGGCCUGAAUACCAAGCGUCAUGUCUUGAGGAAACCUGGCAUCAGCCCUAAGGUGAAGCAUGGUGGUGGCAGCAUCAUGCUGUGGCAAUGUUUUUCAGCGGCAGUGACUUGGAGACUAGUCAGGAUUAAGGGAAAGGUGAACGGAGCAAAGUACAGAGAGAUCCUUGCUGAAAACCUUCUCCAGAGCGCUCAGGACCUCCGACUGGGACAAAGUUUCACCUUCUAGCAGAACAACACCUCUAAGCACACAGCCAAGACAACGCAGGGGUGGCUUCGGGACAAGUCUCUGCAUGUCCUUGAGUGGCCCAGCCAGAUCCUGGACUUGAACCCGAUCGAACAUCUCUGGAGAUACCUGAAAAUAGCUAUGCCGCGACGCUCCCCAUCCAACUUGACAGAGCUUCAGAGGAUCUGCAGAGAAGAAUGGGAGAAACUCCCCAAAUACAGGGGUGCCAAGCAUGUGGCGUUAUACCCAAGAAGACGCGAGGCUGUAAUCGCUGCCAAAAGUGCUUCACCAAAGUACUGAGUAAAGGGUCUGAAUACUUAUGUAAAUGUGAUAUUCCGUUUUUUUUAUUUUACAUACAUUUUCAAAAAAAUCUUAACCUGUUUUUGCUUUGUCAUUAUGGGGUAUUGUGUGUAGAUUGACGAGGAGAAAGAUAAAAUAAUCGAUGGCUGUAACGUCACAAAAUGUGGAAAAGGUUGAGGAGUCUGAAUACUUUCCGAAUGCACUGUGUGUGUGUGUGUGUGUGUGUGUGUGUGUGUGUGUGUAUAUAUACAGUACCAGUCAAAACUUUGGACACCUACUCAUUCCUGGGUUUUUCUUAAUUUUUUCUAUUUUCUACAUUGUAGAAUAAUAGUGAAGAAAUCAAAACUAUGAAAUAACACAUGGAAUCAUGUAGUAACCAAAAAAGUGUUAAAGAAAUCAAAAUACAUUUUAUAUUUGAGAUUCUUAAAAGUAGCCACCCAUUGCCUUGAUGACAGCUUUGCACACUCUUGGCAUUCUCUCAACCAGCUUCAUGAGGUAGUCACUUGGAAUGCAUUUCAAUUAACAGGUGUGCCUUGUUAAAAGUUAAUUUGUGGAAUUUCUUUCCAUCUUAAUGCGUUUGAGCCAAUCAGUUGUCUUGUGACAAGGUAGGGGUGGUAUACAGAAGAUAGCCCUAUUUGGAAAAAGUCCAUAUUAUGGCAAGAACAACUUAAAUAAGCAAAGAGAAACAACAGUCCAUCAUUACGUUAAGACAUGAAGGUCAGUCAAUCCGGAGUGCAGUCGCAAAAACCAUCAAGCGCUGUGAUGAAACUGGCUCUCAUGAGGACCGCCACAGGAAAGGAAGACCCAGAGUUACCUCUGCUGCAGAGGAUAAGUUCAUUAGAGUUACCAGCCUCAGAAAUUGCUUCACAGAGUUCAAGUAACAGACACAUCUCAACAUCAACUGUUCAGAGGAGAAUGCAUCAGGCCUUCAUGGUCGAAUUGCUGCAAAGAAACCACUACUAAAGGACACCAAAAAGAAGAAGAGACCUGCUUGGACCAAGAAACACGAGCAAUGGACAUUAGACCGGUGGAAAUCUGUCCUUUGGUCUGAUGAGUCCAAAUUUGAGAUUUUUGUUUCCAACCGCCGUGUCUUUGUGAGAUGCAGAGUAGGUGAACGGAUGAUCUCCGCAUGUGUGGUUCCCACCAUGAAGCAUGAAGGCGAAGAUGUGAUGGUGUAGGGGUGCUUUGCUGCUGACACUGUCAGUGAUUUAUUUAGAAUUCAAGGCACACUUAACCAGCAUGGCUACCACAGCAUUCUGCAGCGAUACGCCAUCCCAUCUGGUUUGCGCUUAGUGGGACUAUCAUUUGUUUUUCAACAGGACAAUGACCCAACACACCUCCAGGCUGACCAAGAAGGAAAGUAAUGGCGUGCUGCAUCAGAUGAUCUGGCCUCCACAGUCCCCCAACCUCAACCCAAUUGAGAUGGUUUGGGAUGAGUCGGACCGCAGAGUGAAGGAAAUGCAGCAAACGAGUGCUCAGCAUAUGUGGGAACUCCUUUAAGACUGUUGGAAAAGCAUUCCAGGUGAAGCUGGUUGAGAGAAUGCCAAGAGUGUGCAAAGCUGUCAUCAAGGCAAAGGGUGGCUACUUGGAAGAAUCCAAAACCUAAAAUAUAUUUUGAUUUGUUUAACACUUUUUUUGGUUACUACAUGAUUCCAUAUGUUAUUUCAUAGUUUUGAUGUCUUCACUAUUAUUCUACAAUGUAGAAAAUAGUAAAAAUAAAGAAAACCCCUUGAAUGAGUAGAUGUGUCCAAACUUCUGACUGGUACUGUAAAUACUUGCACGCACAUAUGCACACACACUGAUUAUUUCUGUAUAUGCAGCUCCCAUAAGGCUCCCUGCUAUAACCUCUCCUCUCCUCUUGUUUGUCCCGUUAGAACGGCAUCAUGCAGCACCCAGCCCAAAGUGCCCCUGACUCUGUGCACCCAGGCUGGGCGAGGGGUCACCAUCGUCAGCCCCUCCUCCACUUCUCUGGGGGCCAUCGUUCCAGGGCCUGACUUCAACAAGCCCCUCCCCAUCUGUCCCGGCUCUGCCCCCUCCAGCCCCUUACCUGCUGCCAUGGUGUCGGCUGCUCACGUGGCGACCGGACAGGCCAAGGUUCUCAUGCACAUGACCUCCCAGAUGACUGUUAACCAGGCACGCAACGCUGUCAGGACAGGUAGGAUCACCUACUAGGGGAAUGGAGGUGUGCAAGUAUACAUUCUAUGUUUGCCUGAGGGUGGGAUAGUGUAUUUGAUUGUGAAAGUAUGUGUGUAUGAUCUAAACCUGUGCCUCUCCUCUGGCCCUAGCAGCCUGCAACAGUCAGGACAGGCCCACCGCUGCUGUGACACCCAUCCAGUCCCAGAACUCUGUAGCCUUUCUGCCCCACCUGGCUAUGUGCCAGUCCCAGCCCCCCUCCUCCAACCCUGCCCAGGGCUGUGUCCGUGCCGGUGUGGCACUGAGCUGUGCAGCCGCCUCCCUCACCCCGCCCAACGUCAGUGCCGCCUCGCUGGAUCGUGAUGCCCUGCGACCAGUGGCGGACCUCACCAUGCCCGUCGCCCCAGGCAACGGCAACUCCACGUCAGCUAAUUCCUCCCUCGCCUGUCGGCUAGACAAGGACGGCAAGGUGGGCAUUCAUGAUAGCACCCUAGCCAUCAGUAUUGCUAUCAGCAAUGUUAGCAUAUUUCUCAUGUUUGCAUUUACUUCUAUUAUGCCUAGCAUACUUGACUGGUAUUCAACACGUCUCCAGUGGAUUGCUAAAUUAGAUCACAUUAGCCUGGAGUGUCUGGUGCUCUUGUUUACUUCAGAGUAUUUUGAAUACCAUGCGCUCUGUAUGUUGUUGAACACAGAGGAUGUUCCAGUUUAUCUUAAGAAACACAUUUACUCACAGAGCUCAUCUGUUUCACUGGCGAGCCUUAGAGUUAGAGAGAGACUAGAGAUGGGAGUCAGUCCAGGCCAGCCAACACAAACAGAACAGGCAGCUGGCAGCAGGCCUGAUGACAUCAUUACAACACUGAUUAGUCAGCCAACAGCCUAAUGACCAAGACAAUGGAUUCUGUUUAUGCAGAUUCUAAUGUCCACACAAUUAGUUCCUGUAAGACGGUCUAUAUCCAGCCUACACCAUUAUCAGACAAGUGCAUGGGAGUAGUAGCAACAUAAUUGACUUUCUUAUCGCGCUUUCUCUCUGUUUCGUUCUGCAGAGGGAGAAGAAAGGUCUUCUGAAGCUGUUGUCGUCUAACAAGAAGAAGUCUCGCCCUUCUCCCCCCUCCUCCCCCACCCUGGAGGCAGAGCAGGCUGCUACAGGGGAGGUCUUCCAAAGGGCCAUGGGCCCCGACACCACCCCGUCCCCCUUGCUGUCCUCCACCCCCGUUGGCGUGGGUAACCAUGGCCGUCCAGUCCCCUUCCCCGUGGAGCCUGAGCCUACUUUAGCCACCCCAUACACUUCAUCCUCAGCCCCAGAGUUAACACACCGUAAGAGCAGCCCCCUGGACGGCUGUGCCCCCAUCGCCCCGCCUCCUCGUCAGGCAUGCUCCUCGCUCAUCUCCCAGCAGCACGACGCUCGGCCAAUCAUAUGCGAGAGGUACUGCAUUUCUUAUAUCAUAGGACAGUGACAUGUAGUUAUAAAAAUGGUCUGUCUGAUGAUGUGUGAUUCUGCUGGAUGUGUGUCUGUGUGUAGCGUUUCUGGUCUCCUGUGAUUCUGCUGGAUGUGUGUGUGUGUCAGUACAGUAUCCUCUCUGAUCCCGCCCCUCUCCUCCCCAGGUACAGAGUGGUGGAGUCCUACCCCCCUCAGAGUGAGGCAGAGCUGGAGCUGAAGGAGGGAGACAUAGUGUUUGUCCACAGGAAGAGAGAGGACGGCUGGUUCAAAGGAACACUCCAGAGGAACGGCAGGACCGGACUGUUUCCUGGCAGCUUCGUAGACAUCAUCUGA
Messenger RNA from Coregonus sp. 'balchen', 37846 nucleotides. Lineage: Eukaryota; Metazoa; Chordata; Actinopteri; Salmoniformes; Salmonidae. The record is from the annotation of a GenBank genome assembly.